AUGUCUUUAUCCGGAAGCUGUUUGUGUGGGGGCAUCACCUAUACCGCAGAAGUUACUGAAUACAUGAGCGCCCUCUGCCACUGCACAGACUGUCAGAAGUGGACAGGCAGCGCAUUUACAUCCAACGCGGUCGUGCCUCGAUCCAGCUUCAAGAUUACCAAAGGAAUUCCCUCCUCUUACGACUCAUUUGGCGCCAGCGGCAAGAUUAGCCGGCGGUUUUUCUGCCCUACUUGCGGCUCGGGCCUCUACACGGACUUGGAGGUCAUGUCGGACAUGACAUGUAUCAAAAGCGGUACUUUGGAGAAUGGCCAUGCCAGUCUUGGAGGGAAGGUUAACGUCGAGUUUUAUGUCAAGGAUCGACAGGAUUAUUUGGUUCCUGUGGAAGGGGCGAAGCAGGAGAGCCAUUUUCGUUGA
Molecule: messenger RNA, 414 nt
Organism: Aspergillus piperis CBS 112811
Lineage: Eukaryota; Fungi; Ascomycota; Eurotiomycetes; Eurotiales; Aspergillaceae
Product: GFA family protein
Exons: 4
Coding region: 1-414 (137 amino acids)
Molecular function (GO): carbon-sulfur lyase activity
Source: RefSeq, a predicted model, not a curated record